AAUAAUUUUUUACCGGCUUAUAUUCAACCAUUUCCCUCCGAUUGGCCACCUUAUGAUGUUGAAUUCUUGAAGCGGAAAGGAGCCUUCACAUUACCUAGUGAUGAGCUCCGCAACGCUCUCAUUGAUAGCUAUAUAUCCUGGGUGCACAGUUCUUGCCCAGUCAUUGAAUUGCAUGAGCUCUUAUCCCAGGUGCUACAUUGCGAUGGCUCCAAGGGAAGAGUAAGCUUGAUGGUGUUAUAUGCUGUUAUGUUUUCGGCAGUCGCCUUUGUGCCGUUUAAGUUUCUUCGCCGUGCAGGUUAUGCCGUACGACAAUCUGCUCGGGAGCUCUUUUAUUUUCGCGUCAAGUUAUUAUACGAUUUUCGGUACGAAGAGGACCGCAUCCGUACAAUACAAGCUUUGUUAUUAGUGUCUUACUGGCAAGACAAACAUGAUGCCCUACAGAAUCAUUGGUAUUGGGUUGCUCUGGCGAAUGCCAUUGGCCGCACCAUUUCUCUGCAUCGCGACCCCGGUGAGCAGUUGUCCCCGCAGGCGGCGGGCUUGCGAAGGAGAUUAGGCUGGACAUGUUUCGCACGAGACCGGGUUCUUUCGAUUGGUCUGAGACAAACGCCUUCCAUACUACUGAAACAAUUCACUCUGCGGCCGCUGGAAGUAUCGGAUUUCAAUAUUCAACCCUUCUCAUCGGAAAUACUAGAGACGUUCGGACAGUCGAAACUACUCAUAGAUCAAUCUAGCCAAAUUGCUCUAGCCGAGAUGUAUAUUGCCCAAAUACAGUUGGCUGUCAUUUUAGACCAAGUGUUUGAUGAGCAAUACACAACUCAGAUACUUCGACCUUGUGCGACGAACGAGCUGACUACGGCGCUCAUUGAGCGGGACUACGACAAUGCUAUCGAGAAACAUGUAUCCACACUCCAAAAUUGGCUUUCACAGCUGCCAGAGUCUUGCCAGUAUCGUCCCACACCAACGCCCUUUUUGAAAACAGUCGACAAGAUUGUAUUACUCCACCGAGCUUUUCUUAAUAUGUUCUACCAUACCGUUCAUUUGGCUCUUUUUCAACCACAGCUCCACAAGAAAGAAGUUUCUGAAGCUGCCUUACACCAAGUGCGUUUGUCAUCGGUUAUGAUUACUCGUGUAGUAGAGGAAUUGCAAAACCACGGUGCAUUGCGCUUUCUACAAUCAGCAGCCGUCUCGAUGCUUGUACGUGCGGCUGUCAGUCAUUUGUAUGAGUAUUCAAUGAUGAGCGAGGCGCAACGGGAUCACAGUCUCCGCCGGUUUCUGGACUGUGUCAGCUAUGUGACACAGCUGAAAGACAUUCACAUGUAUGCGGGUUUCUCUUCGUCAUUUCUCUGUUACUCAGCUGGCAAACUCGGUAUUUCGAGCCAGUUGUUGGCUGACUCUCUGUCAUUUGACUACGGGAUAUGGGAGGACGUGCAUACUCCUGAACGGUUCUUUAAGAGGCCAACAACAGAACGUAGUGCCACCAGUAGCCAUAAAGUGGACCCCCAAGCUCAGCAAUCGUCAGAAAACGGCCAGAAUACGUCACUAGCAACUGCAAGUCCAAUCAAUAUGUUCGAUGGAUCUUCCGGAGCUCAUCCGAUAGACGAAGAAACUAUAAUGGAAAAUUUCGACAGGAAUACAAAUACCAUCUACAGUCAAGUCUUACCAUCUCAGUCUGGGAGAUGGUUCAAUGACAUCGAAACAUGCUCAGAUCCGACAUAUUUGGCAUCUUUGGAUGCCUGGUUUAGGGAUUGUUUCGAAUCGCUAAUUCAGGAGGAUUGA
Messenger RNA from Talaromyces proteolyticus, 1776 nucleotides. RefSeq names its product fungal-specific transcription factor domain-containing protein. The record is from RefSeq and is a predicted model, not a curated record. The annotation marks the transcript as partial. Gene Ontology annotation, molecular function: DNA binding; zinc ion binding. Lineage: Eukaryota; Fungi; Ascomycota; Eurotiomycetes; Eurotiales; Trichocomaceae. Gene Ontology annotation, biological process: DNA-templated transcription. The transcript has 2 exons.